Cooperia oncophora is the source of this 810-nucleotide messenger RNA. The record is from the annotation of a GenBank genome assembly. Lineage: Eukaryota; Metazoa; Nematoda; Chromadorea; Rhabditida; Trichostrongylidae.
AUGUCUGUAAUGCCGGAAUCUGUGUGGGAUUCCGCUGAUGCGCGAGAAAUCAGAGGAACGGAUGGACAGCUCUUUCCACCAAUGCUUGAGGAGGGACGGGAACUUGAUAUAUUCGCAGGUCCCAUGUGCAGGUCGAUCACGAUGGACUUUUUGAGGCGAUCUGAUUUUCAAGAUGUUACCGCGUUCCGCUACGGGUUACCUUCAAAAAUGUUCGAUCCAAAGAUUCCUCGGAACCGUGGAUUCUGCAACAGGAAUGGCACUCCUACCUUUUUCAAUGCAUCUAUUCAAAUUCCUGGAUGCUUACCCAAAGGUUUACUCGAUAUCGGAAGAUGCCUUCCUGGUACACCGCGAAUCUACAUUUCAAACCCUCACUUUUUCGGUGCGGAUCCCGCGGUUCUAUCUUCCAUCCAAGGCAUGAGGAAGCCAAGCGAGGAGAAAGAUCAAACAUAUGUGGAUAUAGAACCAUUAAGUGGUGUGCCAAUACAUGCGCAGAGGGUCACACAAAUCAAUGUUGGAAUGGUAAAAGGAAACCUCAAUGUCUUGGCCGACAUGUAUAACAUUACUUUCCCUGUCUUGUGGAUGAAUGAAAGCGUCUAUUUCGACAAAGACACCAGAGACCAGUUGAGUCAACUAACAUCUGUGAAACAUCUUGUGAACAUACUUGGAAUAACGUUUCUCACCGUGGGGCUACUUAUGUGGUUUGCAGUCAUAGCAGUGGUGGUGAUACGUGUUCUCGUUAAGCCACGCGAUGAUGACGAACGAGCCAUUCUGCAGGAUGACGUUGUUGAAGAAGAAGUUGGUAAUAUCUAA